UGUGUCGCCGCCACCGUCAUCAUCACAAGCACCGUCUUCGACGGACGGUUCUGAUGCCUCUCCCGUCGGAUCUCUUAGUAAGAGGUCUUAUGGUUACCCUGUUGAGACAAAGAAAGUGGAGCAUGGUGGUAGUGCAAUGGGUGGACCGCAUAUUGCAAAUAAUAUUGGGCGGAAGAGGCUCUUUGGUGAACUCACACUGGUACUAGUUCAGUUUCUUUGGUGCAUGAGAGAAACAUGUAUCCUCAAUGCAAAAUUAUCUCACAGGAUUUCAAAAAAUCAAACUUCACCAAAAAUGGUGAAGACUACUCAAAGCCUGGUAUCGGAAGUGCUUGAUGUGAAACAAAGAUUGCACCAAAUUGAAAUGGAAAUGUUAAAGCUUCAUUCGAAGCAGCUAGCGAUGGAGAAAAAAGAUGGAAAAUGAUUCAUUUGUCGAAUUCUGGUAUACUACAGGAUUCAGAGAAAAACAUUGAGGUUGACUCAAGAACUGUAUUAGUAACAAAUAUACGUUUUAAAGCAACUAAAGAAGCUUUGUCAUUGUUCUUUGCCAACUGUGGAGGGGUUGUCAAUGUGGUAAUGCUGACAGACAUAUUAACUGCUAACCGACAAGGGGCUGCUUAUGUUACCUUUGCUAACGAGGAAUCUGUUGACAAAGCUGUGGCAUUGAGUGGGACAACAUUUUAUUCAAGAACUGUGAAGGGCACAAGAUGGGUACAGAUUCUGUUAGUCACAAGGAUCUUAUUGUAUUGGUGCUGAGGAAGGCAGAAGCAGCUUCUGCGGCAACAGCCCCAGCCCAGCUUUCUCCGAAGCCUUUCCACGUACAUGGUAACAGAAAGGCCAUCCCCAACAAACCACGGUAUCCGAGCUCUAGUCUUCAAUGGCGGAGAUAGCCCAGCACUGAUCCAACGGAAGCAGAACCACCAUCAGCUCCAGCUAGUGUCGAAAUUGUUUCCUCAUCUGCCCCAAAACAUCUUUCUGAUACAGACAAAGAGGGGAAUGCUUCGUCAACAGAGCGUGCUGCAACUCAAAGCACUUAAUUUCCAGAAUGUCAUCAUUGGGAUGACAUACAGCUUACUAACUGUACCAUACUAAAUAACCGGUGGUCAGGGGGCAGAUUAGGUUGAUCUGUAAAAUCUACUUCUAAACUUUUGAAGGCUGUUUUCUAUUUCAUUUUUGUUUUUUUUA
This is a messenger RNA of Prunus mume (Japanese apricot), 1182 nucleotides long. RefSeq lists its product as uncharacterized. NCBI's taxonomy places the organism in Eukaryota, Viridiplantae, Streptophyta, Magnoliopsida, Rosales, Rosaceae. The record is from RefSeq and is a predicted model, not a curated record. Gene Ontology annotation, molecular function: RNA binding. Gene Ontology annotation, biological process: mRNA processing. Gene Ontology annotation, cellular component: nucleus.